AAUUACAGCCAUUUAGCCGCGCGUCGUGUGACGUCAUUUGCGGGAUGUGCGGUUUUGCAAAUGAGAAAAACAGUUUAAACAAAUAUUUUUAAUACAAAAAUGGAAAGUGUGCGUCCAUGUGGAUGUAAAGGAAUAAGAACUUGUUUAAUUUGUGAAAAAGAAUACUCCAUUUCAAAACCGAAUCUCGCGGCUGAACUUCAGAAACAAACAAGUUAUGUUUAUUGCCCUGGCUGCGAUAAAGCUUGGCCUGGUUGGGAAUACAACGAAUUCAAACUUCAUCCGAAUCAUUCCGGAAAAUCGAUUGAUUUUCCCGGCGUUUAUAUUCAGGAAGACUUUUUGAGUGAUGAGGAAGCCCAUUCGUUGAUAAACGACCUAGAUUCCUUGCCCUGGGAAAUUUCCCAAAGCGGUCGAAGGAAACAGAACUACGGGCCAAAAUGUAACUUUAAAAAAAGACGUCUGCGAUUAGGAUCAUUUGACGGAUUUCCAAAAACGACCCGAUUCGUUCAAGAAAAGUUUGCGAAGGUUCCACUUCUUGAAAAUUUUCAAACCGUGGAACAAUGUAGUCUCGAGUACAAUUCUGAGCGAGGAGCUUCCAUUGAUCCUCAUAUCGACGAUUGUUGGAUCUGGGGAGAAAGAAUCGUGACAGUUAAUAUAAUUGAGGAUUCGGUUUUGAGCAUGAUUCCUUAUCGAAAUUUAAAAAAACGGUACAAUCUAGAUUAUGUCUCUACGCAAAAGCUUCUAGAUGGAGAUGAAAGUUUGGGAGAAGAGCCGAAAUUUGAAGAUAUUGUGGUCAGGAUUCCGAUGCCUGAAAGAUCUUUAAUCGUCCUUUAUGGCGCUGCAAGGUAUUCUUGGGAACAUGCAGUCCUGCGAGAAGAUAUAAAUUCACGACGUGUGUGUCUUGCUUAUCGAGAAUUAACCACUCCUUAUCUUCCAAAUGGAUCACAGAGUCAGGAGGCAACAGAAAUUCUCGAAAAGGCAACGAAAUUUUGGAUCUGAAAAUCCGAAAUUAUCCAACCUGCUGAAUCACAUAUGCAAGAUCUACGUAGUAAAUGAGAGAGAGUGAAAAAAAGGAGGAUUGUGAAAUUGUACAGACCACAAAAAGUGCGUUGACAGCGCAGAGAAGGUACUUGAUGAGGCGAAGGCCCAGGUCUAGGUGUGUGACCGCCAUCCUCUCCUGGGAAAUUCGACAGGCACUAGGUCCACUCGACGAAAAUCGAAAAUUUGAGUACCAGCUUGAAUAACUCUGACAAUGGCGAACGUUAUUAGAAUUUAUCAGGUAGGUGUGCGCUGCGCUCUUAUCUCCACCGAUAAUGAAGAACGAUAAGAAAAACCAGCAACUCUUGCAGGUGGUUUCAAUUGUGCACAGAGUCUUUUUGUGCUGAUAUAUAGGAACUUGUCACGUUGUGUUGUGUCGUGGCUUGACAUUGAUUCCCCUUCCAUUCUGAGACCUUCUUGAAUCAACAAAUGGAUGUCUUCACUACGCGAUAGACUUUUUCGGAUUCCACAAAUCGUUUUAAUUUCUUAAAGAAGUUUGGAAAAGAAAAAUAAGGUUUUUAUUGGCAAUAGAAAAAUCUAUUUAUUUUAAAAAGUAAUAGAGAAUACAUAUUUUCAAAUCAGAGAUUAUCUUCUGCUCUCAUUUAGGAUAGACAUUUUUUGUUUAAUUCAAAAACUGAUACAAAUUAUUUGUGUUUGAAAUUUUCAUUAUUUGCAGAUAUUUCUCAAUCUCAUUUCUUUUUCACUUUUCUCAUUAAAAUUAAAAAAAAAGUAGACUGUAAGAAGUUUUUUGGGGUUUCUCCGUAAAGUUAUAGUGUCUAGUGCCCUGAAAAUUCUUGAAAACCUGGAAAAGUUCUUGAGUUUUGUUGAUGGUCCUGGAAUUUGUAUGCCUUAAAAGAAAAAAGAGGUUUUUGAACUUUCUCGCCGCUGAACCCUUUUUUUGACAGUUUUCAUCUAAUUUCUAUUUUUUUUUUGCAAGUAAAAAAAUAUUUAUUUUAUCACGGUGUUAUGCGCAAAAGAAC
Belonocnema kinseyi is the source of this 2015-nucleotide messenger RNA. Its product is annotated as alpha-ketoglutarate-dependent dioxygenase alkB homolog 4. Gene Ontology annotation, molecular function: oxidoreductase activity; demethylase activity. Lineage: Eukaryota; Metazoa; Arthropoda; Insecta; Hymenoptera; Cynipidae. The coding region runs from base 100 to 996 and encodes 298 amino acids. The transcript is spliced from 6 exons. The record is from RefSeq and is a predicted model, not a curated record. Gene Ontology annotation, biological process: oxidative demethylation.